Dictyostelium discoideum AX4 is the source of this 858-nucleotide messenger RNA. RefSeq lists its product as hypothetical. Bases 1 to 858 code for a protein of 285 amino acids. Lineage: Eukaryota; Evosea; Eumycetozoa; Dictyosteliales; Dictyosteliaceae. The transcript has 3 exons. The record is from RefSeq and is a predicted model, not a curated record.
AUGGUAUCAGCAUGGUUAGUAAGUUUAGUAAAUAAAGAACAAAAAGAUAAUACACCAUUUAUGAAGUAUGGUUUUGUUUCAAUGUUAUUAGUUAUUUCAACAUUUUUAAGUAAUCAAUCAAUUCGUUAUAUUAGUUAUCCAACACAGGUAUUGGCAAAAUCAUGUAAACCAAUUCCAGUAAUAUUUAUGGGUUUACUUUUAUUUAAAAAGAAAUAUCCAUUCUUAAAAUAUAUUGUUGUAAUUGUAAUUUCAUUAGGUAUUUCUUUAUUUAUGUUACCAAAAGCAACGUCAAAGAAAAAUAUUCAAUUUGAAGGACAUGAUCAUUUAUUUGGUAAUUUUAUUUUAUUUGUUUCAUUAAUGAUGGAUGGUGUAAUGGGUCCAUUUCAAGAUAAUUUAGUUAGACAAUAUAAACCAUCUGCAACUUCAAUGAUGUUAAAUACAAAUAUUUGGAAUUUAGGUUUAUUUUCAAUAAUGGCAUUUGCUAGAGGUGAAGUUAGUCAAGCAAUUGAUUUCAUUUUAGAAUAUCCAGAAGUAAUUAAAUUAAUAUUAGCAUUUUGUAUUACUAGUGCUAUUGGUCAACAAUUUAUAUUUUUAACAACAAAUAAAUUUGGAUCAUUAAAUUGUAGUACUAUUACCACAACAAGAAAAUUCUUUUCAAUUUUAGUCUCAAUUUUCUAUUUUGGUCAUUCACUCGAUAAUUUACAAUGGGCAGCAAUUUGUAUGGUGUUUGGUGGUUUAAUUUUAGAUUUAUACAUUAGUUACUCAAAUAAAAAGAAAGGUGUUGUUCUUUCACCCAUAGCAGCACCAGUAAAGCAUCCAACUGCUACUACUCCUCUCGAAAAUAAAAAAUCAUUAUAG